Molecule: messenger RNA, 780 nt
Organism: Aspergillus calidoustus
Lineage: Eukaryota; Fungi; Ascomycota; Eurotiomycetes; Eurotiales; Aspergillaceae
Source: the annotation of a GenBank genome assembly
AUGUCCGAACCACCACCCUCGUCAUCCCUACCACCACAACCACCUUCAUCGGCGGAUCCUCCACAGUCAUCCUCCGAAGCGCCAGUCGUUCCGAAACUCGAGCCCGAAACAUCAGAUCCUUCUGCGCUGGACGCUCCCGCCGCCGACAUGGCGAAUAACACCACCGCUGCCAACGCCGAGGCUGGAGCUGGAGCUGCGGACGCCGCCGCCGAGAACCCUGCGCAGGCUGUUGUCUCCUCGGACACGGCCGCGACGUCGAAGAAGGAAACUAGUCUCCGCGAGUUUCUGGGGAAGAUGGAUGAAUAUGCGCCUAUUAUCCCGGACGCCGUAACAUCCCACUACCUAACUCUCGCGGGCCUCCCACCACCCGGCAACGGCCCCAAUCAGACCCCACCACACCUCGCACGCCUCCUCGCCCUCGCAACGCAAAAGUUCAUCGCCGACAUCGCCGCAGACUCAUACCAGUACGCGCGCAUCCGCGCCUCGAAUUCCACAUCCGCAAGUAACCCAAUGGGAAGUCUGAACGCCGCUUCUGGGCUCGGGGUUCCCGGUGCCGGAGGUGCAGGCGGAGGAGCCGCUGGCGGCGGUGGAGCAGGAGAUGCAGGGAAGGGAGGCGGCGCUAACAAGGGCGGAGCGCAUUUGGGAAUUCAGAGGGCUGGGUUUGGUGGCGGAGGGUCUGGGGGUUCGGGGCAGGGGAGGACGGUGCUUACGAUGGAGGAUCUGGGUAUGGCAGUUUCGGAGUAUGGGGUUAGUGUUAAGCGCGGAGAGUUCUAUCGGUGA